AUGGCCCUCAUCCAUUACGGACAAUUUUCGGGAACACUUCAUCCUCCAAAUCAAAGUAUUCAAGCUAUAGACGAGUCCAAGAAAUCGAUUAGAGGCGUUUCUCGUAAAUUAAAAAAACAUAAUUUUUUUGUAACAAAAAAGAAUGGUAUCUCAGUUCCAAGAACUUGGUUAAUAUAUUCUCCCUCGAAUGUCAGCGUGUUCUGUUAUAUUUGUAAAUUAUAUGCUAAAACUUCAAAACAUUUACUUUGCAAGGAAGGCUAUAGUGAUUGGCAUCAUAUUACUGAACGGCUUAUUGAACAUGAAAACUCAACUACUUAUAGAAAUGCAAUAUGUGAUUAUUCCAAUCGUUCUGUAGAAUUAAAACGAAUUGUUUGCCAACUAGUAAAAGAAUAUAAAACAGAAGUUCAAUAUUGGAGAAAUACUUUAAAACGUACUAUAGCUGUAAUUCAGUUUAUAAGCCAAAGAGGUUUAGCUUUUUUUGGGGAUAAUGAAAUAUUAGGUAAUUCCCAUAAUGGUAACUUUUUAGGUAUUAUGGAAUUAUUAGCAACAUUUGACCAAUUUCUCAAGGAACAUUUAAAUAAUUAUGGAAAUAAAGAUAGUGGAAAAUCUAAUUAUAUUUCAUCUCACACAUUUCACUCAACGCCAAAUGUGACUCAUAUAUUAGCUAUAGUUUUACGUUAUGUGAAAUCUGAAGGCCAAGCCAUUGAACGUUUUAUAAAAUUUAUAGAUAUUUAUAGUCAUAAUGCUGAAUACUCAACAUCAACUGUUAUUGAAAUAAUAAAACAAUUAGGUUUAAAUAUUGAGAACUUUGUUGGCCAGUCGCACGAUGAUGCCAGUAAUAUGGCUGGAAAGUAUACGGGAUUACAAGUGCGAAUAAAAAAGAUAGCUCCAGCUGCUGAAUAUUUACCGUGCGCAGCACAUUCGUUAAAUUUGAAAUACAAAAAAGAAGAGAAGUUUAAUGUUAAUGUGGAAAAAAAAUUUGGAUUUUUAUUUAAAGAAAACUUAACCAGAAAUGAAAUUAUGACUAGAAUUAAAGCAUUAAUAUUGUUAUAUGAAAAUGAACUUGAUAUUGACGCCGAAAGCUUCGUAGAUGAAUUUAUUCAAUUUCAAAGUCUUAUUACAUCUACCAACAAUAGCACAACAAUAACGCCAACUGAUCAAUUAAAGUUUAUAAGAAAUAUGCAAAUAGCACAUACGUUUCCAAAUGUAGAAACGUGCAUUUUAGACACAAGUGUUACCGACUUGGAAACCGUACGUCGUGUCCGUCAACUGAAAAAAAUGGCAAUUUAA
Molecule: messenger RNA, 1290 nt
Organism: Daktulosphaira vitifoliae (grape phylloxera)
Lineage: Eukaryota; Metazoa; Arthropoda; Insecta; Hemiptera; Phylloxeridae
Exons: 3
Coding region: 1-1290 (429 amino acids)
Source: RefSeq, a predicted model, not a curated record